Aspergillus eucalypticola CBS 122712 is the source of this 633-nucleotide messenger RNA. Its product is annotated as 5'-methylthioadenosine/S-adenosylhomocysteine nucleosidase family protein. The transcript has 3 exons. The coding region runs from base 1 to 633 and encodes 210 amino acids. Lineage: Eukaryota; Fungi; Ascomycota; Eurotiomycetes; Eurotiales; Aspergillaceae. Gene Ontology annotation, biological process: nucleoside metabolic process. Gene Ontology annotation, molecular function: catalytic activity. The record is from RefSeq and is a predicted model, not a curated record.
AUGAGAGAACGCCAACCUCGUCGCGAAGACUACACCGUAGGCUGGAUCUGCGCUCUGCCAAUCGAACUAGCAGCCGCACAAGCAAUCUCCGCCGCGACCGUGGCAAUCCAAAUGCGCUCGGCGUUUCCAUCCAUCAGAUUCGGCCUCAUGGGGGGAAUCGGCGGGGGUGUUCCCAGUCCUGAGCAUGAUAUCCGGCUGGGAGAUGUGGUUGUUGGUCGACCAGAUAAUCAAUGUGGGGGCGUGGUGCAGUAUGACUUUGGGAAGAGCACGUCUAAUGGGUUUGUACCACGGGUGACGUGUGAGGCAUGCGAUAAGGAACAAUCGACUCAACGAGACGAACGUGAAGGCCAUGAUACCAAAGUGCAUUAUGGAACAAUUGCGUCAGGGAAUCAAGUACUCAAGGAUGCGCAUGAACGAGACCGACUCGCAGCAGAGUUAGGUAGGGUGUUGUGCUUCGAGAUGGAGGCUGCCGGGCUGGUGAAUAAUUUCCCAUGCCUGGUGAUCCGAGGCAUUUGUGAUUAUGCCGACUCGCAUAAGAACAAGGAAUGGCAGCCUUAUGCUGCCGGGGUGGCGGCUGCUUAUGCGAAGGAGUUGUUGUCGGUUAUACCACCAGGGCAUGUGGAGAGAACAUGA